AGUCGGGAAAAAUUAGAUUUCUUGAUAUUUCUGAAGGGGCUCGUUUUUUGUUUGUUUUAAAUUAUUAUUUUAUUCAUUUUUUUUGGUUCAACCACUUUGAAUUUUAAUAAAAUUAUGGUGACAUUUGUGUUGAUUAUUUGUGUUGCAAUGAUGGCAUUUGCUGAAGACGAGCUCAAUAUUUCUUCAACUUCAAACAUUGAUAGUUUUUUGAUUAACGAACUUUUGAGAAAUAGUAAUCAACAAAAGCAUCAAGAAAUGGGAAAACUUUCGGGAAUAAUUUCUAAAAACCGUGAUAAAGAAAGAAUGAAAGAAUCACAAAAGAAACUGUUGUCGCUUGAUAUUGUCCGCACAAGUUCCUUCAACUUAAAGGAACAUAUAGAGAAAAGGAGCCAGGAUAAUAAUAAUCAUUGUGAGUUGAAAUCUGCUAGAAGAUAA
This is a messenger RNA of Clunio marinus, 435 nucleotides long. Lineage: Eukaryota; Metazoa; Arthropoda; Insecta; Diptera; Chironomidae. The record is from the annotation of a GenBank genome assembly.